AAACAUUUUCCCUUCUUUCUACCUCAAUCCUCCUCCUAUUUUCCCCAACUACCCAUUUCAGUCUUCUUGUUCAUCUUUCUUGUUUGUUGGUUUAUAGUUCUUUCUCACUUCCUUAUUUGAGAAAGAGAGAGAAUUCUCAAUUCUGCAACAAAAGCCCCUUUCGCAUUCUGCCGCUUCACCCCCUCUUUUCCCCCAAAUCCAUGGGUCCCACAGCCACUUUCCGCCAGAUAGAAUAGCCAAAUUCUGCCAAGGCCCAAGGGAAAUCGAAAAUGGAGAUCCUGAGAACGAAAUGGGCGGCGACGGUGGCCGGGAUAUGGAUCCAAUGCGUCGCCGGAGCGUCCUACGCGUUCGGCAUCUAUUCCCCGGUCCUCAAGGCCACACAGGGCUACGACCAAUCCACCCUCGACACCGUCUCUGUCUUCAAGGACAUCGGCGCAAACGCCGGCAUCCUCUCGGGCCUCCUCUACUCCUCCGUCACCCUCGGAUCCGGCGGGCCCUGGGUGGUCCACGCGGUUGGUGCGGCCCAGUGCUUCGUGGGCUACUUCGCGAUGUGGGCCUCCGUCGUCGGGCUGGUCCCGCCGCUCCCCGUGCCGGCGAUGUGCGUUUCCAUCUGGAUGGCCGCUCACGCGCAGACGUUCUUCAACACCGCCAACGUCGUCACCGGCGUCCACAAUUUCGGGGACUACGGUGGGACCAUCGUCGGGAUUAUGAAGGGCUUUCUUGGUCUGAGCGGCGCAAUUCUAAUCCAAUUCUACGACGCCGUAUGCAAGGACAAGCCGGCCACAUUCCUUCUCCUCCUCGCCGUCGCCCCAACGCUCAUCUCCCUGCUCUCCAUGCCUCUCGUCAGAAACUACGACACCACCACCCCGGCCGACAAGCGCCACCUCAACUCCUUCUCCGCCGUCGCCCUCGCCACCGCGGCCUACCUCGCGGCCAUCAUCCUCCUCCACAACGUCCUCAUCCUCCCCUCCUGGGCCCUCGUCGCUUCCUUCCUCGCGCUCCUCCUCCUCCUCGUCGCCUCCCCAUCCAUAAUCGCCGUCAGAGCGCACCGCCAGGAGUCUGACACCUUGGCCCGCGCAUUGCUCGAGGAGAGCGGCUCCAAAGCCGCGCAGUUAGGCUCCGCUGAAUUGCUGCCAGAUGACCUCGACGAUCACGUCGAGGUCAAUCUGGCACAGGCUCUGCUGAGGCUGGACUUCUGGCUGCUUUUCCUGGCCGCGUUCUGCGGCCUGGGGUCUGGGGUCGCGACGAUCAACAAUAUCAGUCAGGUAGGCGAGUCGCUUGACUACGCGGUCGUGGAGAGGACCACGCUGGUUUCCCUGUGGAGCAUAUGGAACUUCCUGGGCCGGUUCGGAGCAGGGUUCGUGUCCGACACCCUGCUCUAUCGUGGCGGGUGGGCCCGGCCCGCGCUGAUGGCGGUCACGCUCGCCACGAUGGCGGUGGGCCACGUGGUGAUCGCCUCGGGCCUGCCCGCGUGCCUCUACGUGGGCUCCGUCCUUGUCGGGGUCUCGUACGGGUCGCAGUGGUCGCUGAUGCCGACAAUAUGCGCCGAGAUCUUCGGGGUGGCCCACCUCGGGACCAUUUUCAACACGGUGGCGGUGGCUAGCCCGCUGGGGUCGUACGUUUUCUCGGUGAGGAUUAUUGGGUACGUGUACGAUGAGGUGGCAAGGGAGAAGGGCGGCGGCGGAGGGGAUUGCUUCGGGAGUCGCUGCUUCAUGGCGUCGUUUCUGAUCAUGGCAGGUGUGGCCUUCUUCGGGUGUCUGGUGGCGAUCCUGUUGUUCUUUCGGACUCGACGGUUUUAUCGAUCGGUGGUGGUCCGGAGGCGGCGGCGGGUGCAACGGCGUAGUAAUUAAUUGGUUAGCAAUCCAUCGCUUGUGCGGUAUGAUUCGUUUUAUAUAGAGGACGUUUCAAGUAAGCUUUUGUACAGGAUAUAUAUCGUCAAUUGAAUAUUGGAAUGUGUGUUUAUUUUUGUCCCCGUCACAUCAACAUCGUGCGUGCUUUAAGGGAGCGGAUAGGGUACAAAAUUUCGACUAGCAAUCUGCAAAAUCCGAUCGUAUCAUCAUAUCACAAUAUUAUAUUAUAUUAUCAUAUCGUAAGACAAAUGUACGUCUGAGGUUUUGUAUGGUUUUGCAGGCAAAGGGUUUUCUACCGGGACUCAAUCCUUAAAAUAACUCAACCAAAUUCAACUUUGUACAUUUGCCAUCGUUCAUUUGAACUGUUUAAAUUAAAUUGAGUGAAGAAAAUACUCAUGUUAGACUUAUGAACUCUUAGUUAAUCGUUCGGUGGAAAUAAUUCUUAACGACAAACUUGAUGACUGUACAACAAGCUUUACGCUUAAGCUUUUUAGCUAAAUCCGUAAUCCGACACUAGCUAUUGGAAUCCCAACAAUGGAUGCCAUGGCCUUGAAGUGCAUUUUGUGGACGUUUUAUUUGUACCCUUUUAUUGGUUUUAUAGUAUUUUUUUCUUAACUAUAUUUUUUGGAUUCUAAUAAGGCUACUCUUCAUGG
Messenger RNA from Linum trigynum, 2503 nucleotides. The record is from the annotation of a GenBank genome assembly. Lineage: Eukaryota; Viridiplantae; Streptophyta; Magnoliopsida; Malpighiales; Linaceae.